Pungitius pungitius (ninespine stickleback) is the source of this 2318-nucleotide messenger RNA. RefSeq names its product internexin neuronal intermediate filament protein, alpha a (gene inaa). Gene Ontology annotation, molecular function: structural constituent of postsynaptic intermediate filament cytoskeleton. The coding region runs from base 16 to 1383 and encodes 455 amino acids. Lineage: Eukaryota; Metazoa; Chordata; Actinopteri; Perciformes; Gasterosteidae. The record is from RefSeq and is a predicted model, not a curated record. Gene Ontology annotation, cellular component: intermediate filament; postsynaptic intermediate filament cytoskeleton; cytoplasm. The transcript is spliced from 5 exons. Gene Ontology annotation, biological process: intermediate filament organization.
UGACGCACAGCAAAGAUGAACCACGGGGACCGUUACACCUCAUCCUCCUACCGGAAGAUCUUCGGGGAUUCUCCAAAGUUCCCCAUCUCAUCCUCGCGUAUGGGGGCCUCUUCUCCUCGGGCCUCCCCGGGGCUCAGGUCCAUGGCGGCGUCCCGCCACGGCGCGUCCUCUCUGGGCAUGUACCGGCGGGUCGGCCGGUCCGGCUCUUACUCCCCGGUGCCCACCGACUCACUCGACCUGACGCAGACAUCCGUGGUCAACAGUGAGUUCAAAGUCGUCAGGACCAACGAGAAGGAGCAGCUGCAGGGCCUGAACGACCGCUUCGCCAUGUUCAUCGACAAGGUCCGCCACCUGGAGCAGCAGAACAAGGGGCUGGAGAUGGAGCUGGUGACGCUGCGGCAGAGGCAGGGCGAGCCGUCCCGCGUCGCCCACCUCUACCAGCAGGAGCUGAGGGAUCUGCGGACUCAGGUGGAGGAGUUGAGCAGGGACAAGAACCGCAUCCUGAUUGAGAGGAACAACAUGGAGGACGAGCUGCAGAAGCUCAGUGUGAAGUGCGACGAGGAGAUGAGGGCACGCGAGGAAGCUGAGCAGACCCUGAGGUCCUUCAGGAAGGACGUGGACGACGCCACGGCCAUCCGCCUGGACCUGGAGCGCCGCUUGGAGUCGCUGAUGGACGAGAUUGCCUUCCUGAGGAAAGUGCACGACGAGGAGAUCCAGGAGCUGAGCAGCAUGAUGGAGGAGCAACACGUCUCCGUUGAGCUGGAGGUCGCCAAGCCAGACCUCACCUCGGCCCUGAAGGAGAUCCGCAGCCAGUACGAGUCCAUCGCUUCCAAAAACCUGCAGUCGGCCGAGGAGUGGUACAAGAGCAAGUUCGCCAGCCUCAGCGAGCAGGCCACCAGGACCAACGAGGCCAUGAGGGCCAGCAGGGAGGAGAUCAGCGAAUCCAGGAGGCAGCUGCAGUCCAAGACCAUCGAGAUAGAGAGCCUGAGGGGCGCCAAUGAGUCUCUGGAGAGGCAAAUCGCAGAGAUGGAGGACGCACACGCCGCUGAAACCACAGCCAUGCAGGACACUAUCGGCCACCUGGAUUCUGAGCUGAGGAACAUGAAGGGUGAGAUGGCCCAGCACCUGAGGGAGUACCAGGACCUGCUCAAUGUCAAGAUGGCGCUGGACAUUGAGAUCGCAGCCUACAGGAAACUGCUGGAGGGGGAGGAGACUCACUUUAACUCGGGGAUGUCGUUCGGUGCCGCCGGCUACGGGUACCAGCCAAAGGGCGCGGCCGGCUCCUCUCUGGGAAGCCAGAAGGAGAAAGACGGGGUCAAGAAGGAGAGCUUCAAGGAGAGCAGCGAGGACAAAGAUGAGGCCGACAUCAACUCCAACAACUGAAGGAAGAUAGACUGGGGAAUGUAGUCGUGCUGAGUGCGUAGAGCUGAACAUCCAGUCGUUUAGGGGUGAUAAUCAAUACGUUGCUUUUCCUGGUGAGUCCGUUUUUAAAAACGAGGAGUAUUACAAAAAUGUAAAUGUUCAACUCUAAACAAAGGAAUCUAACAUGAACAUUUGGACCAAAUGCACUGUGCAUAUCCAGAGGAAAUGGAUAGCGCUGAAAAAAAUUGAGAUAUUAAAUAUGCAACAAGAAUUUGUAAGUUGCGGUUUCAAGCGUCUAUUUUGCUGCUCAUUUUUGUUACAAAAAGAUUAUUAAAAAGAACCGAGACUCAAAGGUUAGCGUAGUUCCACAUCUCUGUUGUAUCUUUUCAUGUUGCACUGUUGAACUACAGUGUGAGUAGAAGUAUACUUAUUAUAGCGCCUCAGACCGUGCGGUGCAUUGAGUUUGAUUUCAUGUCAUUGCAAAAUGUAGAUGUGCUUUGAGUUGCUAACACAACAGAUGCAUUGUUCGGUGUUGGAAAAGUCUAAUUAAAAAGAAAUAGCGAUCAUGGUCUAUUCCCAUAAAGUAAAAAGCAUUAGCUGUGAAUAUUUAGAAAAGUUGUUUGUCCACCUAGCGGCACUGUCAAUGUGUACUACUGAAGAAAAUACAAUAAAACACUUUCUGUGGUUUCAGUUACAAUGAAGAAAAUUACAUGACAUUAUGCAAGGCAGCAUAUGCACAACUGGGGAGGACAUUUGUUAAAAAGGAGACGAAAUGGAAACAAUCCAGUAGAAAUAAUAUUAAAAAAACUAGACCUUAUGGCUAAAAUGCUUUUGGUUGUUUUAAAGCUGGCAUUCUUUUUAAUUAAUCAAUCUAGUUUAAAGUUUCUCUAACUCACACGAGAGGGAUGUGAAACGCUCAUCAACAUCUCAAAAGAUGAUAAACCUUGAACCUUGAA